Cooperia oncophora is the source of this 414-nucleotide messenger RNA. NCBI's taxonomy places the organism in Eukaryota, Metazoa, Nematoda, Chromadorea, Rhabditida, Trichostrongylidae. The record is from the annotation of a GenBank genome assembly.
AUGUUCACUUCAUUGCUAGUCCGACGAGCUACUUGUGCUCGUUGCUACUCGUUACCGUCUAGUUCAAAAAGGUUGUUCUGCGCCCUACCUCGACAGUCAGUUACGCCAUGUUUGAAUUUGCUACGAGCCAGUCGAACUGUGCUGAGAAGCUCAUUUGCAAGAAAUGUUACGACAGUGGAGACGAAACGUGCUUCGGUUAAGUUGAAAAAUGCUACACUCAAAGACUUAAAGGAGAUAUUUGCCUUGGCAGGACCAUAUAAGUGGAGAAUUCUUCUUGGCCUAUCGUUUCUCGGCGUAAGCAGUUCAAUUUUCCUGUUAACACCCAGAGUGUUAGGAAAAUUGAUUGAUGAGUUUGAUGAAACGAAAAGAUCAGCCCCAGGAGAGGAGGAUUUGUCACUCCGGAUAGCCAAGUAG